AUGAAGGUCCUUCUUAUUCUCUACUCUGCCGGUUCUCACGCCGUUGACGAGCCCAAGCUACUCGGUUGCACUGAGAACGAGCUCGGUCUCCGAAAGUGGCUCGAGUCCCGGGGCCACACGCUUGUGACCACCUCUUCAAAGGAGGGAGCCGACUCUGUGCUCGACAAGGAGAUUGUCGAUGCCGACAUUGUCAUCACUACUCCCUUCCACCCCGGUUACAUCACCCGAGAGCGAAUCGCCAAGGCCAAGAACCUCAAAAUUUGCAUCACUGCCGGUGUUGGUUCGGACCACGUCGAUCUUGAUGCUGCCAACGAGCGAGAUAUUGCCGUUCUCGAGGUCACUGGCUCCAACGUGCAGUCUGUGGCUGAGCACGUUGUCAUGACCAUGCUGGUCCUGGUCCGAAACUUUGUGCCUGCCCACGAGCAGGUCAUGGCUGGUGGCUGGGACGUUGCUGCUGUCGCCAAGGACUCCUACGACAUUGAGGGAAAGGUCAUUGGUACUGUGGGAGGUGGCCGAAUUGGUCAGCGAGUCCUAAAGCGAGUUGCUCCCUUCAACCCUAAGGAGAUGCUCUACUACGACUACCAGGGUCUGUCUGCUGAGACCGAGAAGGAGCUGAACUGCCGACGAGUCGAGAAGCUCGAGGAUAUGCUUGCCCAGUGUGAUAUCGUCACCAUCAACUGUCCCCUCCACGAGUCCACCAAGGGUCUCUUCAACAAGGAGAUGCUCUCUCACAUGAAGAAAGGUGCCUGGCUUGUCAACACCGCUCGAGGAGCCAUCUGUGUCAAGGAAGACGUUGCUGAGGCUCUCAAGAACGGCCAGCUGCGAGGCUACGGAGGUGACGUCUGGUUCCCCCAGCCUGCUCCCGCUGACCACCCCUGGAGAUCCAUGCGAAACAAGUACGGAGCUGGAAACGCCAUGACCCCCCAUAUCUCCGGUACUUGCAUCGAUGCCCAGGUUCGGUACGCCCAGGGAACCAAGAACAUUCUCGACAUGUUCUUCUCCGGUAAGCAGGACUACCGACCCCAGGACAUCAUCUGCAUCAACGGUCACUACGGAACCAAGGCCUACGGUGAUGACAAGGAGCAUGCUAAAAAGUAG
This is a messenger RNA of Yarrowia lipolytica CLIB122, 1098 nucleotides long. RefSeq lists its product as uncharacterized. Gene Ontology annotation, cellular component: cytosol. NCBI's taxonomy places the organism in Eukaryota, Fungi, Ascomycota, Dipodascomycetes, Dipodascales. The record is from RefSeq and is a predicted model, not a curated record. Gene Ontology annotation, molecular function: NAD binding; formate dehydrogenase (NAD+) activity; oxidoreductase activity, acting on the CH-OH group of donors, NAD or NADP as acceptor.